This is a messenger RNA of Elephantulus edwardii (Cape elephant shrew), 1362 nucleotides long. RefSeq names its product mannose phosphate isomerase (gene MPI). Gene Ontology annotation, cellular component: cytosol. Lineage: Eukaryota; Metazoa; Chordata; Mammalia; Macroscelidea; Macroscelididae. The transcript has 8 exons. The coding region runs from base 1 to 1272 and encodes 423 amino acids. Gene Ontology annotation, biological process: carbohydrate metabolic process; GDP-mannose biosynthetic process. Gene Ontology annotation, molecular function: mannose-6-phosphate isomerase activity; zinc ion binding. The record is from RefSeq and is a predicted model, not a curated record.
AUGGCGAGUCAGAAAGUUUUUCCACUUUCCUGUGUGGUGCAGCAGUAUGCCUGGGGGAAGUUGGGGUCCAGCAGCGAAGUGGCCCUACUGCUGGCUAGCAGUGACCCACAGGUCCAGAUCUCAGAGGACAAGCCAUAUGCAGAGCUGUGGAUGGGGACCCACCCUCGGGGGAAUGCCAAGAUCCUUGACAAUCGCAUCUCACAGAAGACCCUAGGCCAGUGGAUUGCGGAUAACCCUGACUCUUUGGGAUCAAAGGUCAAGGACACUUUCAAUGGCCAGCUGCCUUUUCUCUUCAAAGUACUCUCAGUUAAAACAGCUUUGUCCAUCCAGGCACACCCUAACAAGGAGCUGGCAGAGAAGCUACACCUUCAGGCUCCGGAACACUACCCAGAUGCCAACCACAAACCUGAGAUGGCCAUUGCCCUCACCCCUUUCCAGGGCUUGUGUGGCUUCCGGCCAGUUGAGGAGACUGUGGCCUUUCUGAAUAAGGUACCUGAGUUCCAGGUUUUGAUUGGAGAGGAUGCAGCAACCCAUCUACAGCAGAGCAUGAACCACGGCUCCCAAGCAGUGGCCUCAGCCCUGCGGAACUGCUUCUCCCACCUGAUGAAGAGUGAGAAGAAGGUGGUAGUGGAGCAGCUCAACCUGUUGGUGAAGCGGAUCUCACAGCAAGUGGCUGCUGGAAACAACAUGGAGGACAUCAAUGGACAGCUCUUGCUGGAGCUGCACCAGCAGUACCCAGGAGAUAUCGGUUGCUUUGCCAUCUAUUUCCUGAACCUGCUCACCCUGAAGCCGGGGGAGGCCAUGUUUCUGGAGGCCAACGUGCCUCAUGCCUACUUGAAAGGAGACUGUGUGGAGUGCAUGGCGUGUUCGGACAACACAGUGCGUGCCGGCCUGACACCCAAGUUCAUUGAUGUGCCAACCCUAUGUGAAAUGCUCAACUAUACACCCAGUCCCAGCAAGGACAGGCUCUUCCCCCAAAAAAGGAGUCAAGAAGACCCUUACCUCUCCAUCUAUGACCCGCCUGUGCCAGACUUCACUGUUAUGAAGAUCGAGGUCCCUGGCUCUGUCACCGAAUAUAAGAUCUUGGUCCUAGACUCUGCCAGCAUCCUCCUGAUGGUACAGGGGACAGUCACAGCCAGCACACCCACAGCCCAGGCACCCAUCCCCCUCCAGCGUGGUGGGGUGCUCUUCAUUGGAGCCAACGAGAGUGUCUCACUGAAGCCUACUGUGCAUAAGGACCUGCUGAUGUUCCGAGCCUGCUGUCUGCUGUAGCAGCCAUAGCCACUGCAGUUGCCUUGAAUCGAGGUUAGCCUUGCCUCCUUACACCUGGCCCAAGCCCCCUUUCCUGCUCUGGACUCUUUA